Messenger RNA from Zychaea mexicana, 2070 nucleotides. Its product is annotated as Oxysterol-binding protein-domain-containing protein. Gene Ontology annotation, biological process: ER to Golgi ceramide transport; piecemeal microautophagy of the nucleus; maintenance of cell polarity. The transcript is spliced from 6 exons. Gene Ontology annotation, molecular function: sterol binding. NCBI's taxonomy places the organism in Eukaryota, Fungi, Mucoromycota, Mucoromycetes, Mucorales, Lichtheimiaceae. Gene Ontology annotation, cellular component: intracellular membrane-bounded organelle; plasma membrane; perinuclear endoplasmic reticulum. The coding region runs from base 1 to 2070 and encodes 689 amino acids. The record is from RefSeq and is a predicted model, not a curated record.
AUGCAUGAAAAAUUUAGGAAAAGGAAUAUUGACGCCAAGAUUACACACACACUAGGCUGGGCCAAGCGCUGGUUCCAACUGUCUCCCUCAGGCGUGCUUUCAUACUCAACAUCCCCCAACAGUGUGACGCGUGGAUCCAUCCAGAUCAUGCUUGCCACGAUCUCGUCGAACCCGGAUCAGCGACUUAUCCAUAUUGACUCUGGAACUAUGCUGUACCACCUCAAGACAUUAACUUCGGAAGAUCACGACAAGUGGACCGCGGCCUUCCGUGCAUAUCGUUCGGGCGGUUCCAUUGAAAUCCAAGAUGAUCUACCCACGGCUGCUGGCAUGUUAGAUGACCCAGUAAACCAGCAAGACACGAUCGAAAAGGGCGUCAAGAGUGCUGCCGCCCUGAGGAACAGCGCAAUUCGUCUGGGCGACAAUAUUGAUGUGCUUCGUGCCUUGCUGGAUCAGCUGUCGCAUGUGCCUGGCACAAAGGACUUGUCGCAAAAAAUCGUCGCAUUGAGCCAGCAGCUGGAACGAGACCAGAAGUCAAUCCAGUCGAACGCUGAAGAACAACAAAAGCACUGGACAUCCUUCCGCAACGGUAUCGCUUCCUCGGGCCAGCAUAAUGACGACUUGGAUGACUUUGAGCCUACGAACUACGACAGUGUUCAUCCUAGCAUGAGCGCCAGAUCAUCCGUCUCAGAGCAAUUUUUUGACGCCGAGGAUAUUAUCUUGAGUGGAGGUGAUGACAAUGAUUCCUUUGGCGGCGGUGAAGAAGCUGAAGACACUACCAACGAAGAUAGCAGUGACGACGAUGAUGUCAAUGGCCAUGAUACAGAAGGUUCUUUGGAGUUGAGCAUUGCCGGUGACUGUGUUCGUCGCAAUCGACUUCCAUCGCACGCUGUUGGUGAUGUUGGAUCUGCACUUUCCGUGUUUAGGAAGAACGUCGGCAAGGAUUUGUCCACUAUUGCUAUGCCCAUCAGCAUGAACGAGCCGCUUAAUAUGCUGCAACGAGCAUGCGAGGAUUUGGAGUACAGUGAAGUCUUAAACAAGGCAGCGACGUUGUCCGACUCGAUGGAACGUCUUAUGCAUGUCGCUAUCUUUGCCGUGUCGAGCUUCGCUUCUUCGCAAUAUCGUACUGGCAGAAAGCCGUUUAACCCAAUGAUGAAUGAAACUUAUGAGAACAUACGACCGGAUAAAGGCUUCCGUUUCGUAGCCGAGAAAGUCUCACACAACCCGUUAAUUAUCGCUGCUCAUGCCGAAGCAAAGGCCUACAAAUACUGGCAAUGUACCAAAAUUAAGAGUAAAUUCUGGGGCAAGUCUAUGGAAUUCAUGACUGAAGGUGUGUUCCAUGUCACGUUGACGGGCCACGAUGACCACUUUACGUAUAAUAAGCCAUCCAGCUGGAUGCGGAACAUGAUUGCUGGUGAAAAGUAUCUGGAGACAGCUGGUGAAAUGCAAAUAACAAACCAUACAACUGGCGAAUAUGCUACUGUGGCAUUCAAGGAAGGUACUGGCGGUGGUCUGUUUGGCGCGCCUUCGAACCGAAAUGAUGUGGUCGCGACGUUCUAUGAUGCCAAAGGCAAAAAGUGUAGACGUAUUGUGGGCAAGUGGAGCGACAAGCUGGCCGAGGAAGUCGACAUGAACAAGCGCAAACUUUCAGUGCUGUGGACUGCAAACCCACCUGGAAUUGAAGAUUACACCAAAUACUAUGGAUUCACCCGGUUCUGUGUCGAAUUAAAUGAAAUUACGGAUAUCGAACGUAAUAAGCUGCCUAUCACUGAUACUCGAUAUCGACCUGAUCAGCGCUUAUAUGAAAAUGGAUUGGCUGAUGAGGCAGACACAGAGAAGCAACGGAUAGAGCAAAGGCAGCGUGAACGCCGAAAAGAGUUUGCUGACAAAGGGAUUGCAUGGAACCCACGCUGGUUUACUAUUCAGCCUGAUCAUUAUGCAGACCCUCUUUUUAUUCCACCUAGUGAAGGUCAACCCACCUCAGGUGAAGGCCAGUCUUUCCAAUAUACCGGACAGUAUUGGCAAGCUCGUGAAUCAGGCCAAUGGCCUAGUGAUAUGUUCGAAUUGUGGUAA